This is a messenger RNA of Symbiodinium sp. CCMP2592, 543 nucleotides long. The record is from the annotation of a GenBank genome assembly. NCBI's taxonomy places the organism in Eukaryota, Dinophyceae, Suessiales, Symbiodiniaceae.
AUGGAGAGAUUCUUGAAAGGAGCCCUUAAAGAAGCCCGUGUAAUUAGGAGUUGUAGGAGUCCUGACAGCACCCUUCCUUGGACUCCGUGCACAGCCCUUCUAAGCUCUCCGAAGCGCCGUCUGUUGAGGCCGAUGGUUGCUGAGCUGAAGACACUGCCCUCCGCUUCCGACGCAGAGACGGGAGGCUUGCACGAUGUCGGCCUGGCCUGGCGCGAAAAUGUCUGCGACCUUGGCGCCCAUUUCACUCGUGAUGCUUCGGAGUGGCUUGGCUCCUGGGCGGAAACUCCUGUCAGUGCAGCUGCUUCACAGAUUUGGCUCCGGAAUGCGAGCCCAGUGCUCGGCUUCGACGCAGUUGCCAAGGCCCAGUGCGCCGAGAUAGCCUGGAAACUGCAGAGUCCAAGGUGGACCACGGAAGACCAGGCGAUGGCGAGCUACGCUUCGUCAGAAAGGUCCAGGCCGCCAAAGCGUCUUCGACGCGUGACUGCUGAUCGCACAGCAUCCGGGUCGCCUGUGCCGGGGUACUUGGAGGAUCAUGGGACUUAG